AUGAAGACAGGGGCGACGCUACUGCUGAGCCUACUGCUCAGUCCUGUGCAUGGAUUGACCAGCGCAUCCACCACUAUCUGGUUUGGCAAACCAGGUGUGAUAUGGACCGAUGCACUUCCUGUUGGUAAUGGGCGAUUAGGGGCGGUCAUUCACGGUGGGUAUGGGAUGGAGCAAGUUGGAUUGAACGAAGACUCGAUAUGGAGCGGAGGGCUGCAGAAACGCAUCAACUCCAACGCAUUGGCCGCAUUCCCCGGAAUACCCGAGGCUUUCACGAACGGAAACAUCAGCAAAGCGGACGAAAUCUGGCAUAACAAUUUGAAAGGAACUGGGACGCAGGUGCGGCAGUAUCAACCCGCUGGAAAUAUGAUGAUCGAAUUUGGCCAGAAUGUUUCCAGCGUGUCUGGUUACAAUCGGUCUCUGGAUUUGACGACUGGAGAGAAUCACGUGUCUUAUACUAGAAACGACGUUACCUACUUGCGACAAGCUCUUGCGAGCUAUCCGCAUGAUACGCUUGGCUUUCGAUACACGGCGGACAAAGCUGGAGCUCUGGACAUGAAGAUUUCUCUGACCAGAAACGAAAGUGUGACUGGACUGAAGGUUGAUCUGGAGAAGUUGUCCAUCACAAUGUAUGGCCAAGGAACGAAUGAUUCGUCGUUGAAGUUCGUGCACUCAAUCAGAGUUGUGGCAGAUACAGGUGGAAAGGAAGUUAGAAUAUACUACGGAGCCGAGACUACUUUCCGUCACGCAAAUGUUGAAGCGGCAGAAGCAGCCAUGAAUGCCAAACUAGAUGCUGCUGUGGCGGUUCCGUGGGAAGAGUUCAAGUCGAAGGCAAUUGAGGAUUACAAGAAUCUUGCAGAUCGAGUACAAUUAGAUGUGGGAAGCUCUGGAGAGAUCGGCCGCCUUGACACUGGUCAGCGACUCAAGAACUGGAACACUACUGGCAAUGCGACAUCAGAUCCAGAGUUGAUGGCUCUUACCUACAAUUAUGGCAGAUUCUUACUGAUUGGCUCUUCGAGGAUUGGAAGCUUACCAUCGAACCUUCAGGGUGUCUGGAAUGAUAAGUUCAAGCCACCGUGGGGCUCACGGUUCACGAUCAACAUCAACACCGAGAUGAACUAUUGGCCAGCCGAAACUACCAACUUGGCGGAGACACACCUCCCAGUGUUCGAUCAUCUUUUGCGGAUGCAAGAGCAAGGUCGAUACGUGGCGAAAGGCAUGUACAAUAUGAGCGGAUGGGUCUGCCAUCACAAUACCGAUCUUUGGGGAGAUUGUGUACCCGUGGACGACCAAACUUACUGGGCCGCCAACCCAGUCGGUGGCGCCUGGCUGGCUCUGCACCUGAUCGAGCACUUCCGUUUCAACGGCAAUACGACCUGGGCAUCUUCGACAGCCUUACCAAUCCUGAGCGAUGCACUUACGUUCUUCUACGACUUCUCCAUCAAGAAAGGCGACUACAACGCCCUCAUCUACGACUCCUCGCCCGAAAACUCCUAUCACAUCCCCAGUAACAAACAAGUCCCCAACGCAACCACGGGUAUCGAUCAAGGCUCCGCGCACCCCCGUCAAGUCCUCCACGAGCUCUUCUCCGGCUUCAUCGAGAUGUCCGAAGCAACCGGCAGUAUCGAUGGCGUCGCCAAAGCCAAAGACUAUCUUGCACACAUCGAGCCGCCGAAUGUUGCUACAGACGGCCACCUCCUCGAAUGGUCUGGCGAUUUCAGAGAAACCGAGCCCGGUCAUCGCCAUCUCUCGCACCUCCUAGGCGUUUAUCCCGGCGGGCACAUCAGCCCGCUGAUCAACAAGACAGCAUCGGACGCCGCACUUGUCAGUCUGGACAAUCGUAUCGCAGCCAGUACGGAUCCGAUUGGGUGGUCGAAAGUCUGGGCUGCCGGCAUAUACGCGCGUCUCUUCGAUGGAGAUAAAGCUGCAUUCCACCUUUGCGAUUUGAUCAGUAACUAUCUCGCUGGAAAUUUAUUCGAUUUGAAUAUUGGGGUGUUUCAGAUCGAUGGGAAUUUGGGAUUUACGGGCAGUAUGACGGAACUGUUUCUGCAGAGUCAUGCAGGCGUUGUGCAUUUGGCGCCUGCGCUGCCGAGUAAUUUGAUACCGGAGGGAAGUGUGAGUGGGCUCGUUGCGAGGGGCGGAUUUGUGGUGAGUGUGAAGUGGAAGGAUCAUAAGUUUGUGGAGGCAACAGUGGAAGCGCAGAGGGGAGGACUGUUGAAGUUGAGGGUGGAGGACGGGAGAGAGUUCAAGGUUGAUGGGUUGGCAUACGAUGGGAGUAUUGAGACGAGUGCUGCGGUCGUGUACAAGAUCAGUAUCUAG
Molecule: messenger RNA, 2316 nt
Organism: Parastagonospora nodorum SN15
Lineage: Eukaryota; Fungi; Ascomycota; Dothideomycetes; Pleosporales; Phaeosphaeriaceae
Exons: 2
Coding region: 1-2316 (771 amino acids)
Biological process (GO): carbohydrate metabolic process
Molecular function (GO): alpha-L-fucosidase activity
Source: RefSeq, a predicted model, not a curated record